Messenger RNA from Linum trigynum, 2831 nucleotides. NCBI's taxonomy places the organism in Eukaryota, Viridiplantae, Streptophyta, Magnoliopsida, Malpighiales, Linaceae. The record is from the annotation of a GenBank genome assembly.
GUUAAUUACAAGGGUUUAAAACCAUUGCAGAUUUCGUGCUGAGACUGUACGUUCAUUCAUUUUGAAUAAAUGUUUUUGUCACAUCAUACAAUAAUACAUGUAUUGUGUGCAUACAUGAAAAAAAUGUAUUCUAAAGAAUACAAGCAUUUUAAAAAUCACACUAAUUAACACUACCCUAAACAAUGUUUUUGUUGAACUUGAUUAUCUAGUGAUACCUUUUCCUUGAUAGAUGAGGAGUCGAAGAUCCAACCCAUAUGACUAUGCCAAAACCCUACCACGGGGCUAUGUGGAUCUCUUUCUGUAUCAGUAUAUUGAUGAUGAAACCUGUGGUUGCUAACCCAUGACAAUGGAUCUCCCUGCAUCAUACCACUCAAAGUUAUUAUGUUUAAUUAUUACUAUUUAAAAGAACCCCACUAUAAAAAAAUCUCACUAAAAUGAUGUAUUUUAAAGAAUACAAUCAUUAUAAAAAAAAGCUCACUAAAAUAUAUUAAUAUAACAUGUAGUUUUCAACUUGCUAGUACUAAAAACAAUACCAAAAUUGAAAGUCUCUAGUCUGAACUCGGGAGAAGCUAAAUUGUUUUAUGUUCAUCCUAAAAAAAACAAGACGAUCAAAUGCAUAAGAAAUGAUAAAUUAAUACAUACGAAUUUCGGAUAAAACGGGAUGUUAAGGUUUGCAUUUCACGGCCUUGAAAUAACUCGAAUUAUUCAGAAAAGAAAAGAAAAAAUUAAGAUCUAAAGAAAUUACAAUACUACUUCAAUCUGUAACUUCUUCUAAUUAACUAAAUAGUUACGUACCUGAAGUGCAUGAACGCCGCAAUAAGCAAACGUAUAUUCAAGCCACUUGGGGAGCUUGAAGCUCUUGUGAGUGAGAUGCCUGUGGUAACUGAGGUUGAUACCCAAGAGGCUCGUCACGAUCCCGAUCAAAAGCCCGACCCCGAACCUACUCCAGCUGAAGCAAAACAGACCGCAAAAGCCCAGCAGAUGCGUCGCGGAAACGCUCACGACGGCGAUCUUGUCCCAUUUCGUCCAUUUCUUUUCGCGACGGCGACGCAGGCGGUGGUCAUUAAAACCCUUCUGGCCUUUAGCUCCCGCUUCUUGUAGCAGUGAUUCUCCCACGGCUACCAUUUCUCUUCUCGUUCGUGCUCAAUCGUUUUCUGAUCUUUUGAUCUUUGUCUAAGUUAUCUUGCUGAGUGUGGUUGUGAAAGGAGCUAAGUAGCCCCGUAUUGGCACGUAUAUAUAGUUAUAUAAUAUUACCCCAUGCGAUUUUAUGGCCACCAGGACGGACCCAUGGGUGUCCGGGAGAUCACUUAAAUUUUGGAAAAGCGAUUAUCUAACUCCGAUGGUAAUUUACGUAUGCACAAAAAAUUAUAAUUAAUAGUUCGGGACAUCCUAAAAUUUGAAAAUUCGAUUUUCUUACUCUUGUUUGUAGUUUGCGUAUAAGAAUAUAAGUGGUAGUUUGGGUAAUUCAAACCCAAGACACUACUAUUACUAAUAUAUAUAAUUUCUAUUAGGCUACAACUUUUUUUUAUUGUUCUAUUCUAAACACCGUGUAAUAGCAAAAUCCUAUUCUCUAUCUUUAAUUAUUAUCAAAACCUAACAAUUAAUCUAAUUACAAGUUACCCUUAAUUUGUGUUGAUUUUAUAUAUAUGGUUGUAUACGACAAGUGUUGAAAGUGUAUUUUCAACUUGGAGUUACGUCAAGAACAAAUUUAGAAGUCGAAUAUGCGUCAGUUCGUGAAUGAUUGUCUAGUAGGAUAUACCGAGACAAAUUUGUUGAGCAGGGUAGACAACAAGUGUAUUUUACAAUUUUUUCAGAAUGUCAAAAUACAUCAUGAACUUUUUUUUAACUUGUACGAGUUGGAUAUUUUCUUAUUUAAAAUUAUUAAUUAUUAUUUAUAUUUUAAUUUAUUUUUUGAAUAAUGACACUCUUAUAUAAAAUUCCUAGGACCACCACCGACUACCACUUGAUGUUUGGAUGCAUUUAUUCUAUCUGUAUGUCCGGAUUAGAGCCAAGGUAUUGAGAUGCAUUUUCUUAUUAUUAUGUUUGAAGAUUGAUCAUACAAUAUUAAGUUUUGGGAUAUUGGUAAAUGGGAGAAGAUGUGGUGCUAACAUCACUUAGUAUUAGCACGUUGCUAACACUUUUAAUAACGUUACUAUAGUAAUUAUAUUUUCUCAUUUCCCUUAUAUCUUCUCCUAAGUCCUAUGUUACUUUCAUUAGGCUCACCACAACCCGAAGGCUAAAAGAUAAAAAAUGCCAUUUUAACCUUCAAAAAUCAUCUUCAUCAAGGGGCAUAUGAAGGGGCUAAAUGACUAAAACUAGUUUUUGGGAACUAAAAUAACUCCAAUUUGUGAAGGAGCAAAAGAGGGGCUAUAUGGUAGGACCCGCCAGCCACUCACUCCAUUCCCUUUUUAUUUUUAUUUUUGUUUUCUUAUAUGUUUAAAUGGGUUUUUAUGUUAUUUUAGCCAACGAAAUCGAUUUCGAUGGAACUUUCAUCUAUUUGAUUUCAAUUUGAAGACCAGAAGUUAUAUUCAAUGAACAAUUUUCAUCGAAUAACAAAAGUAUCUCAUAAAUUGAUUAAUUAAUUGAUUUCUAUUUAAAAUAAAAUGUACAUGUUUGUUAUAGUGUUUUUUAAACCAACGAAACUCAUUUCGUUGUAACUUUCGACCAUUUGAUUGUCAUUUCAAGUCUAAAAAAUAUAUGAUUUUUUUUGAAAAGUUCGUCCAUUUCAACUAAAAAUAAAAGUGUCUCCGAAAUUGUUCAAAGUCUUGAAAAUUUUGAUGAACUAAGCUCACUUCGUCUAACUUUCGUCCAACUAAAAACAAAAGUAUCUC